Acanthamoeba castellanii str. Neff is the source of this 963-nucleotide messenger RNA. Its product is annotated as cytochrome b-like heme/steroid binding domain containing protein. Gene Ontology annotation, cellular component: endomembrane system; membrane. The transcript is spliced from 7 exons. The record is from RefSeq and is a predicted model, not a curated record. NCBI's taxonomy places the organism in Eukaryota, Discosea, Longamoebia, Acanthamoebidae. The coding region runs from base 1 to 963 and encodes 320 amino acids.
AUGUCGGAAGCAAAGGGAGCAUCUUUGCGGCAGCGGCCAGGCAAGAAGCAAAAGGCAAAGAAAGAUGGAGGGAUCGAAAUCACGAGAGUGGAAAAGAAGGGCGCCGAGAACAAGCAAGAAGACAUCCAAAGGCCAGUGAGGCCAUCCAAGAAGCCUCCAUCAUCUUCAUCAUCGUCAACCGCCCGCAUCUACGAAACGCUGGCGGUGGUUUGCUUGCUGCUCGCGCUCUUGGUCGGUGUAGCGGUCUAUCUUCUCCACUACGAACCCCAGAUCGUGAAGCAGCUGGACGAGGGCUUCGUCAAGGCUGCCGCCACUAUUGCACAGCUCUUCCAGCCCAAGAACGGGCCGAACGCGACGUCGAAGCCUGUCGCAAAGAAGGCGAAGGUUGUUUCCAAGAUCUUCUCCGCAGAUGAGCUGCGGCUGCAUAAUGGCAGCGACCCGGCCAAGCCCAUUCUACUCAGUGUUCUUGGCAAGGUCUUUGACGUGACGGACGGGAAGAGAUUCUACGCCAAGGGGGGGUCCUACUCCUUCUUUGCCGGGCGUGACGCCUCGCGUUCCUUCGCCACGGGCGAGUUUGAGGAGGAGAAUCUCACGGACGACGUGACCGACCUCGAACCCGAACAGGUGGCGGCCAUCAAAGAGUGGCAAACCCAAUUCGAACGCCAGUACAAGUACCUGGGCAAAGUCGUUGGGAGAUUUUAUGAUGCGGCCGGCAAGGCUACGCCCGCGCUCAAGAAGGUGAAAGAGAAGCUCCAGAAGGCCAAGAUCGUAGUGGAUCAGGAGCUCGAGGAGAAGCAGCAGUUUCCAGAAUGUAAUUCGAGGUGGACGGAGAAGGACGGCGCCACCGUCUGGUGCACCGAAUCGAGCGGCGGCAUCGAGAGAUCCUGGAAGGGCUAUCCACGCCAGUUCAAGAGCGCUCGCGCGCAGAACCCCAGUCCCGACGCCUUCGAGUGCCAGCGCUGA